Molecule: messenger RNA, 1008 nt
Organism: Amphibalanus amphitrite
Lineage: Eukaryota; Metazoa; Arthropoda; Thecostraca; Balanomorpha; Balanidae
Product: probable glutamate receptor
Exons: 7
Coding region: 1-1008 (335 amino acids)
Cellular component (GO): membrane
Molecular function (GO): glutamate-gated receptor activity
Source: RefSeq, a predicted model, not a curated record
AUGGAACCCUCAGGGGUGACGAUCGCCGAAAUCUGGCGGGAGUCCAGCAGCUCCUCCGUCGGCGACUCAGCCUGUGACUCCGAGUCGGGCCCGGUGACUCAUGUGGAGCUGAUGGAGCUUUACCACCUGGCGCCCGGCCUGACCGCCCACCGACACUCCCUGGGACGCUGGUACCCAGACACCGGCGCACAGCGCUGGGAUAACCACUCCAUCUACGAGAGACGCAGAGACUUCAGCGGUCUGACCCUCAGAGUUGCCACCAAAGAGGGUGCUCCGGUGACCACGUUCCUGCAAACGCCGGUACCUGAUGUGGGCGGAUACAUGGGCGAGAUCUGGAAACUUCUCGCGAACGUCCUGAACUUCAAUUACACGGUGGCUCCGUCCGUGGACGGCGAGUGGGGCGGCCUGGACGCCAGCGGCCGCUGGACCGGCCUGGUGGGCAUGCUGCAGCGCCAGGAGGUGGACGUCAGCGUGGGACACCUCUCCAUCACGCGGGACCGCAGCCAGGUCAUCGACUACACAGAGAGCCUCUUCAUGCUCGGGUACAGCCUAUUCAUAAAGAAGCCGUCCACGCUGGACUUCAGCUGGACAACCUAUCUGGACUCGUUCGACGGGACGCUGUGGGCGAUCUUGUGCCUGACGGUGCUUUGUGGCAGUGCCAGCAUGACCUUCAUGCACACCUUGGAGCGGCGCUGGCUGGCCACAGACCGACCCCGGGACAGUGACGGGCCGCUCGACACGCUGCUCCGCUUCUUCGGCAUCGCCUGCCAGCAAGGCGCAGACGAGACGCCGGGCGGCAUGGGCACUCGCUUCUUCUUCUGGGCGUUCUUCCUGGCGAUGGUGAUCGGUCACGCCGCCUACUCGGCCACGCUGGUCUCCUUCCUGGCCGUCCAGUCGCUGGUGCUGCCCUUCCACGGCCUGGAGGGCCUGCUCAACGACGGAACCUACCGGCUCGGAGUCGUCAACGGAACGUCCAUGUACGACUACUUCAAGUGCGGACCAGCGUGA